Molecule: messenger RNA, 2259 nt
Organism: Ogataea polymorpha
Lineage: Eukaryota; Fungi; Ascomycota; Pichiomycetes; Pichiales; Pichiaceae
Exons: 2
Coding region: 1-2259 (752 amino acids)
Biological process (GO): ribosomal small subunit biogenesis
Cellular component (GO): nucleolus
Molecular function (GO): protein binding; RNA binding
Source: RefSeq, a predicted model, not a curated record
AUGGGCACAUUGAAGAAAGUUAAGGGUGCUUGGGAUAUUAAGAAGGAAGGAAAGCAGCAGAAGAGAAAUAGUACGGUCAAAAUUGUGGAGGAAAAAGAGCAGGAAGUUGACGAUAGCGACUUGAACGAAAGUGAAGGGGUAGAGUAUGAAGAGUUCACAGGGUUUAACGAUGAAGAAGUAAUUGAGGAGGAGGAGUCAGAUAACGAUAGUGACGAAUCGCUUGAUGACGACCAGAAAGAUGUGAUGGCCCAGCUGAUGAAGUUGAAAGGAGCUAAAAAGGGCAGCAACUUGAAAAUCGUCAAGGAGGACGACCUGCAAGACGAGGUAUUUGAUAAAACGGACGACGAUCUCGAAUACUACGCGAAGAAGCUUGGCAUCAAGAAAAAUAGCAAACUCAAAAAAGCUAACGAGCACGAUACCAUCGGAGGGCUCUUAGAUGGUCUCGAACUCGAUGGUUUAGGGUCUGAGGAAGAGGAAGAGGAAGAGGAAGAAGCUUCCACCACGGACUCUCUGGACGAAGAGGACAGAGAGCUGUUGAAACAAAUGGGUGAAUUGGAGACUUCUGAAAGCGAUUCAGACUCAGAUGUUGGCCCUUCUGUGCGUGAAAAUCCGUACGUUGCUCCAGUUCCUGCAGGAAAGUAUGUUCCUCCGGCUUUACGUCGUAAGAUGCUUGAAAAUGACGAUAGUGAAGAGAUGCAAAACAUCAUUCGUUUUGUCAAGGGUCCGUUCAACAAACUGUCUGAGGCGAACCUUUUGACAGUCGUGAAUGACCUCAAUGCAUUGUAUACUGAAAAUGCCCGCAAAAUCGUCAACGAAGCCAUAAUCAAGGUGGUCUUCCAAUCGGUGCUGAUUUCGACACCAAUGCUUGACAGCUUUCUCGUUCUCUAUGCCACAGUUAUUGUUGCGCUCUACCGUUUGCAGGGAGUCGACUUUGGCGCGUAUGCGAUCCAGACGCUGGUUGAAAAGCUUUGCGAGUAUGUGAAGACAGAAAGUUCCAAUAAGGAGGCUUCGAACCUGAUUGGGCUGAUUUCCUUUUGCUACGAACUGAAUCUGCUUUCUUCCAGAUUAAUGUAUGACGUGAUUGGACAGAAGCUGAUAGAUACCCCCACAGAAUUCAGGACGGAGCUCUUGCUAAAGGUGAUCAGAUCCUGCGGUUCAAAACUCCGCUCGGAUGAUCCUACCUCGCUUAAGGAAAUUGUUCUUACUUUAAACAAGAACGUGGGCUCUGAUAUGAGCACCAGAUCCAAGUUUCUGGUUGAAACUGUUUCCAACUUGAAGAACAACAAGCUGAAGCAUCUUGAGAACGAGGCCACCUCGGAGCUAGUAACUAGACUGAAAAAACAGCUGGGAAGAAUUAGGAGUGCCGAUCCUAUCAAAGUGACCCUGAAUGAUAUAGAAAACAUCAACGAAAAGGGGAAAUGGUGGCUUGUUGGGUCUGCUUGGAAAGGAGAAGAGAAAAAAACCGAAGAGUCUACAAAGUCUGUGAUCGAUGCGCUAGACAAGUCUGAGCCGAACUGGCUGGAACUUGCUAAACUACAUAGAAUGAACACGGACAUCAGACGUGCGAUUUUCAUAUCCAUCAUGUCCGCUAGCGAUUACAUGGAUGCAUACGUCAAGUUGGAGAAACUGCGGCUAAAGAAGACCCAACAACGCGAAAUUCCUCGAAUUUUGAUGCAUUGUGCUUCCAUUGAGACUGUUUUCAAUCCAUAUUACGCUUUUGUUGCCAAAAAGCUUUGUGGGGACCACGCCAUGAGAAAGACGUUCCAGUUCAACUUGUGGGAUUUCCUUAAAGAGUUGGAAGGAGAGGAAAACGAAGAUUUCGAAGACACACCGGACGAAGAUGAAAAACUGAAGAAAAUACUCAAUCUGGGAAGAUUGUUCGGCACUCUUGUUGGCGAGGGGUCUUUGCCGCUAAACGUGUUACGAACUGUCAAUUUCCUCACUGCUAGCGAAGAUACGAAAUUAUUUGUCGAGAUAUUUAUGAUUAGUUUCUUUGAUAGUGUCGGAAAGCUGUCAGAGCAGAAGAUCUUUGGUGCCGGCAACAAAAAGCACAAGGCAGAAGACACGCGAUAUAACGACAAGACAAUGGUCGAGCGGAUCAAUAAAUGCAAGGAACAACCCACGUUACUCAAAGGGUUGCAAUACUUUUUACAGCAUAAGGUUAGAGACAGCACCUUUAUCAAAGGACCAAAGCAGCUGUCAAGAGUUCAUUGGGGAGUCGACUCCAUGAGCGAUAUAGUUGGAGAACUACUUGCCUAA